Molecule: messenger RNA, 471 nt
Organism: Aspergillus terreus NIH2624
Lineage: Eukaryota; Fungi; Ascomycota; Eurotiomycetes; Eurotiales; Aspergillaceae
Exons: 3
Coding region: 1-471 (156 amino acids)
Source: RefSeq, a predicted model, not a curated record
AUGUUUCCUGGCAUUCCAGAAGGUGCCCAGGAAUUUGUGGUCUGCAAGCACCCCUGGGGUUACAAUGUACCCAAUCCCACGAUCACGGGAGCAUUCAUGCUAGAAUACGACGCAAUUACUAUAAAAAUAGAUGAUAAAAGGCUAGACCAUGGCGGAAAGCGCGUAAUCGCAGCCACCACAUUAACGUGCAGCUGUCUUGCGCAAAAGCCGAGCCCAUAUACCGACCCCGGAACGGGCAUCGCAUUCACAACAUGGAACAUCCCGCUAGAAGACAACGGAGGCGACCUGACAUUCGGCAUGGCCUUACCCAGCAACGCCCUCAAGACCGACGCCACUGAGUUCAUCGGCUACAUUGUGAGCUCCCCUCCCCAGUCUUCAGCACAGACCCAAACUAACAAGCUCAGAACUACACCGCCAAUGGCAAAUCCAGCAAAGACGGCUGGAGCGGCAUCGCCCUGGGCGGAUCAAUGA